Molecule: messenger RNA, 879 nt
Organism: Pelagomonas calceolata
Lineage: Eukaryota; Pelagophyceae; Pelagomonadales; Pelagomonadaceae
Source: the annotation of a GenBank genome assembly
AUGUCGGCAGCCGUGACGGCCGCUGACCGCGCGACGAGUGGAAAGCAUUGUGCGCAAUGCGGCACCUGGCUGCCCCGCGACGAGUACUCGAAAAACCAGCGGAAAAAGCCGGGGAAUUGGUCAUGCACCCCCUGCGUGGAGAAUGGGCUGCGCGCUGAACGGGAAAUGGAUAGGAUGCUGGCCGCGGCCGACGACAACGGAGACGCGAGGCAGGAGGCGAGGCGCAAGGCGCGGCGGGAGUUCCGGGCCGCGGCCGCGGCGCCGGCGCCCGCGCCCGCGCCCGCCCCUGGCCCAACGCCCGGGCCCCCGGGCCUAGAGCGCCGAGGCGUGAUGGCGGCGCCGUCGUCGCUCACCGAGGCGACGACGCCGUCGACGCAUUCGACGGCGUCCGCGCCCCGCGUCGACCCGUCGGCCGCGACCUUCGCGAUCGGGCGGGCCGCGGCCGAGGACCAGAACGCCAAGCAGCAGCUCAAGAUACUCUGCGACAAAUUCAGCGCGAGUCUAACCGUCGCCGCGGUCACCGACGCGGUGCCCCGGGGCUCCUACGCCUUCGAGUGCGUCGUCGACGGGUCGCGGUGCGGCGUGGGGACCGCGCGGAGCAAGAAGGACGCCAAGGAGCGUGCGGCGGCGCUCGCGCUCCGGACCCUCGCGCGGGCGCCGCCCAGGGCGGCGCCGGCAGUCGCAUAUACCGACCGGACGCGGGCGCCCGGGCGCCGAGGAGCCGCGGAUUUGAAGGGCGCGCGCGGAUCCGGCGUCCUGGGCGGCGCCGCCAACGCGGCCGUCGAACCCGUGGCAGCCGCUGCCGCUCGUCCUCCCUGGCAACGAGCACCCGGGCCGCAAGUCGGGCCGCCCGGCUUUUUGUAACUUUCUGUAUGAGUA